Molecule: messenger RNA, 1209 nt
Organism: Miniopterus natalensis
Lineage: Eukaryota; Metazoa; Chordata; Mammalia; Chiroptera; Miniopteridae
Gene: GALR2
Product: galanin receptor 2
Biological process (GO): positive regulation of cytosolic calcium ion concentration; negative regulation of adenylate cyclase activity; G protein-coupled receptor signaling pathway
Cellular component (GO): plasma membrane
Molecular function (GO): galanin receptor activity
Source: RefSeq, a predicted model, not a curated record
UCCCGCUCGCCCCAGCGCACCCCCGCCUCCAGCUCCGGGCGCCGCGAGGCUCACUCCGCCUGCAGCUGAGCUGCGCGCCCGUCGAAACUCGGGUGCGGCUGCACCAUGAAUGACUCGGGUGGCCCCGGGGUCGGGCACGCGAGUGAGAUGCGCGGCGGGGGCAGCUGGCAGCCCGAGGCGGUCGUCGUACCCAUGCUAUUCGCGUUCAUCUUUCUCGUGGGCACCGUGGGCAACACGCUGGUGCUGGCCGUGCUGCUCCGCGGCCGCCAGGCGGUCAGCACCACCAACCUGUUCAUCCUCAAUCUGGGCGUGGCCGACCUGUGUUUCAUCUUGUGCUGCGUGCCCUUCCAGGCCACCAUCUACACCCUGGACGGCUGGGUGUUCGGCUCGCUGCUCUGCAGGGCCGUGCACUUCCUCACCUUCUUCACCAUGCACGCCAGCAGCUUCACGCUGGCCGCCGUCUCCCUGGACAGGUAUCUGGCUAUCCGCUACCCGCUGCACUCCCGCCAGCUGCGCACGCCUCGAAACGCGCUGGCGGCCAUCGCGCUCAUCUGGGGCCUGUCGUUGCUCUUCUCUGGGCCCUACCUGAGUUACUAUCGCCAGUCGAGGUUGGCCAACCUGACCGUGUGCCACCCGGCGUGGAGCGCCCCCCGACGCCGCGCCAUGGACCUCUGCACCUUCGUGUUCAGCUACCUGCUGCCCCUGCUGGUGCUCGGCCUGACCUACGCGCGCACUCUGCGCUACCUCUGGCGCGCGGUCGACCCGGUGGCCGCAGGCUCGCGCGCCCGGCGGGCCAGGCGCAAGGUGACCCGCAUGAUCAUCGCCGUGGCGGCGCUCUUCUGCCUCUGCUGGAUGCCUCACCACGCGCUUAUCCUCUGCGUGUGGUUCGGCCGCUUUCCACUUACGCGCGCCACCUACGCGCUGCGCAUCCUCUCGCACCUGGUGUCCUGCGCGAACUCGUGCGUCAACCCCAUCGUCUACGCGCUGGUCUCCAAGCGCUUCCGCAAGGGAUUCCGCCAGGUCUGCGCCGCUGCUGCUAUCUGGGGUCAGGGCUCCAACAGCUCGAUUUCUCUUUUGGACCAGAAAGUCCCGCCCCAGCCCUGCCGGUCCUGUUCCAGGGCGCACAGCAGCCCUUCUAACGCUGCUGGACUGGGGCAGCCUGAGAAUCCGGUGGGGGAACAGGAACGCCCUGGGGCUUUGCUCAGCUAG